CUGCACAGCCAGUGUCAGAGCUGCAGCCGUGUGUGUAGCACUGUGUGUGUGAGAGAGUGUGUGUGAGAAGGAAAGAGAGAGAGGGAUAGAGAGAGGAGGAUUUGGGUUUCAGCCUCCGGUGCUCGAAACUUUACGCAGGGAAACAGCAGGUGAGUCUGGAGGAUCUCUCUGCUGGCAGGUCUCCUCCUCCUCCUCCUCCUCCUCCUCCUCCUCCUCCCUCCACUUGUUGAUGGGGCAGUGAAACGCCGCCGGAGCGCUCGUGAAGCGGCAGCAGUCCAUGUGCGUAAAUUGUAUGGUCAGCGCGUCUGCGUGCGUGCGUGCGGGCGGAUGGCGGCGGCGGCGGCGGUGAUGUCUGGCGGCCGGUAGCGGCUCCCGGGGUCGGAUCGCAUUAAACCACGGGGCUGCCGAGCAGGUGAGCGGCGGCGGCGGCGGCAUGGGGAACCAGAUGGACCGGCUGUCGCAUUUAAGUUACGCCGAAGUUCCCACGGUGGACCCCAACGGCGCGGACGCGGAGGACGGACCGCGCAUCGGCGUCUCCUACAUAUUCUCCAACGACGACGACGAGCUGGAGGACGGCUGCGCGGCCGACGGCUCGGAGCGGGACCCCAACCAGGAAGAGAAGCACUACGACCGCAGGGACGAGGUGGAGUGCGCCGUCUACAACCGGGACGAGUGCAUCUACGAGAAGAGCGCCAAGUGCGCCAGCCUGGAAGUUUACUCCCCGGAGAACCUGCUCAACAAAUGCAAGGCGGGGGACCUGGUGGAGUUCGUGGCCACGGGCCAGUACCCGCACUGGGCCGUGUACGUGGGGGACUUCCAGGUGGUGCACCUGCACCGCGCCGAGGUGAAGAACAGCUUCCUGACGGACGCGGGCCAGGGCCGGAGGUGCCGGGUGGUCAACGAGCUGUACAAGUUCAAAGCGCUGGGCGCGGACGUGGUGGUGCAGAACGCCAUGGAGCAGGUGGGGCUGAAGGAGCGCGAGCUCAGCUGGAGGAACUCCGAGUGCUUCGCGGCCUGGUGCCGGUUCGGGAAGAGGGAGUUCAAGAUGGGGGGCGAGAUCCGGAUAGGCAAGCAGCCGUACCGGCUGAAGAUCCUCGUGUCGGACAAGCACGCGCACGUGCUGGAGUUCCAGAGUUUGGAGGACAUGAUCAUGGAGAAGAGGAGGAACGACCACCUGGGCCGGGCGGCCGUGCUGCAGGAGCUGGCCGCUCACUUCAGCAGCGUGGAGGAGGUCCGGAGCGAGCCCGGAGCGGACUGACUGACUGACUGACCGCUUCCUCUGUCACACCGUCCACGUGCGACCUAUAGCAAGCCUUUUCACUCACCUUCAUUCACAUGGACCACACAUUUCAAACAUGGGUGAUUUUCUAUCCGUGUUUUUAGGAGUUCAUCAUAGUGCAGCAGAUGAGUAGUUUUCUUGCAGAGUGUUGGAUACUGUCACCAGACUGGAUCUUUUGGAAUAUGAGGGUAAAAGAGAACAACACUCAUCCUCCUCCUGCUGGUGAUGGUUCUGACGCCUCCCAGCAAAAAAAAAAAAAAAAACAGCAAACAGAACUCAGAUGCCAAAACCAACUGAA
Molecule: messenger RNA, 1577 nt
Organism: Salarias fasciatus (jewelled blenny)
Lineage: Eukaryota; Metazoa; Chordata; Actinopteri; Blenniiformes; Blenniidae
Gene: lratd2a
Product: LRAT domain containing 2a
Exons: 1
Coding region: 434-1258 (274 amino acids)
Source: RefSeq, a predicted model, not a curated record